UUCGUGCGUGCUGUCGUUCUUUGUCGUCUGGUGAAAAUAAAAAUCAAUUUUAUAGGGUUAAAAUAGUGAUAUUUUAGUGAAAAACAUCAUAAAUCGAUAGUUUAACACCCAUUGUUUGAAUCAACAAUAAAAUCGAUUGCAUCAACAUGAGCAAACGGCGAAGGGCUAGUUCGCUCCAGGAUGACGACAGUGACGAGGAUAGCUUGCCCGAGCAAUCGACCACUCCGGCCGGAGGUCGGAAGAAGAAAAAGCUGGAUCCGGCUGAGCAAUGCCAGCACCUGUACGAAGCGCUAAGGACGUUCAAGAAGGAAGACGGGACGACACUUUGCGAUACCUUUAUUCGGGCCCCGAAACGGCGACAGGAACCAUCGUAUUAUGAGGUGGUGGCUAAUCCGAUUGAUUUGCUUAAGGUGCAGCAGAAGUUGAAAACUGAAGCCUAUGAGGAUAUGGACGAUAUGGCAGAGGAUGUUGAGUUAAUAGUUAAGAAUGCUAAGGCGUUCUAUAAACCGGAUACGGAUGAGUACCGGGAUGCGUGUCAACUUUGGGAUGUUUUCAAUACGAAUAAGACCAAGCUGGCUGAAGGCGCGGAAUUGGAAGGUGGAGAAUCUAAGGGCAGGAAGAUUCAAAGAGGUCGCAAGUCGGUCGCCAACGAUGAUGACAAUGAUAGCGAUGAUUUCGAUCCUUAUGAGGAGCUUUUCAAUGCUCUUAUGACGGCCACGGAUGAAAAUAGGGAACUUCAUCGGAUGUUCCAGUUGCUUCCUUCGAAGAAGCUGUAUCCGGAUUAUUACGAUGUAAUUGACCAUCCCAUUGAUUUGAAAUGCAUUGCAAUAAAGAUUCAAACCAAUGCCUAUUCCAACUUGAGCGAGAUGGAGAAAGAUUUGCUUCAAAUGAUCAAGAAUGCUUGCACUUUCAACGAACCUGGUUCGCAGAUUUACAAGGAUGCGAAAACGUUGAAGCGAAUUUUUCUUAACCGGAAAUCGGACAUCGAAGCCGGUCGUUUACGGAAGAGUUCGAAUCGUAAGGCUAGAACCGGUACUACUAGUCUUAGCGCAAUGGUGGCUGCUUUGAGAGAAGAUGCAGAAAGUUCCGAUGAAGAGCUAGACGAUUCAAUGGACACAGACGGGGAAGGCUCACUUUGGCAACUAUUCGAUCAACUCUACAAUGCAGCUAACACAAACGAUCCCAAUGCUGUAGGCGCUCCUCUGGGAGAAUCGCUCUGGAAAUUGCCGGCUCGGCGCUUCCAUCCGGAGUAUUAUUCUCAGAUCAAGAAACCGAUCGCAAUGGGCCAAAUUCGGAACAAACUGAAGAAGGGUCUGUACUCGAAUCUGACCGAUAUGAUUGCCGAUUUGUACGUGAUGCUGGACAAUGCUAAAAAAGCUAACCCUCCAAGCAGUAAGGUUCACAAGGACGCAGUUAAAAUGCAAAAACUGUUGAAUCAAAAAAUGAUCGAUGCCGAUGAUCUGGACGACACCGAAGAAGAGGACGACGAUGACGAAGUCCUUGUACCGACUCCGGCCAAAUCCCAACAGCCAAAGAAGGCCCGACCACGUCCAUCGGUUGCUUCGGCUCAAUCAUCUCCGCAAUCGAGCAACGCAAGCACCCCGGUCGCAACUAAAUCCGGAGGCUCCCGCCCCAAUCAACAUACGGUUCUCAAGAAGAAGCUUCUAUCCUUGCAUGAGUAUUUGGUCGGAUACAACGUCGAUGGAAGGACCCCGAUGGUUUUGUUUAUGGAGAAACCGUCUAAAAAGUUGUACCCGGAUUACUAUCAGGUCAUUCAGCAUCCGAUCGAUAUGACCACCAUUGAGAGUAACAUUAAAACCGAUCGCUAUGCAACGCUUGACGAUGCUGUCGGAGACUAUCGGUUGAUGUUUUCGAACUGCCGAAAGUACAACGAAGAAGGUUCGUUGAUCUUUGAGGAUUCCAAAACCUUGGAAAAGGCUAUGAACGAUAAACUGAAGGAGUUUUCCGGACUCAGUCGCAAGAGCAGUACCCCGCGAGCGCCCUCAAAAGCGAAGGCCAAACAGCAAACACUUGAAUCCAAGCUAAAGCACCUGUACGAAACGGUGCGGGAGUACCGGGAACCGAAAGCCAACCGGCAGUUGUCGUUCAUCUUCAUGAAGUUGCCCUCGAAAAAUGAAUAUCCGGAUUACUAUGACAUCAUCAAGAACCCUAUCGAUUUCGAAAAGAUCGACCAUAGAAUGCGGAAGCGUGACUAUGACAGCGUGGACGAGAUGGCCGCCGAUUUGUUGCUGAUGUUUGAAAAUGCCUGCAAAUAUAACGAACCGGAUUCGCAGAUCUACAAGGACGCCCUCUGCCUGCAGCAGCUGACCAUCCAGACCAAACAGGCACUACGUAACGAUGGAACGGUUCCGGAUGUGCCGCAAGCCGUUCAGGAGCUGUUGCUUUCGCUUUUUACCUCGUUGUAUAACUACCAGGACGAGGAAGGCCGUUGCUAUUCGGAUUCUCUGUCGGAAUUGCCGGAACACGACGAUGUUGGUGAUGGGACCAAGGUUCGCGGUAUUUCGUUGGACCUAAUCAAACGAAGGCUGGACAAGGGUCUGUACAAGCGGCUGGAUGUGUUCCAGGAGGACAUUUUCGCAUGUUUUGAAAGGGCUAGGAAGCUGAGCCGAACGGAUUCCCAAGUGUUUGAGGACUCAAUAGAACUGCAAACGUUCUUCAUCAAAAAGCGGGACGAACUUUGUCGCAACGGGAAUGUGUUGGAAUCGCCGGCUCUGAACUAUAAUGUAUUGCAUCUGAAUGCGGCUGUCGAGUCCGUAAGGCAAACCAAGCUGCUAGAGGAGGAAGCGGACACGGAAACGGAUUCGGUGCAACCUCCAUCGCAAGGUGAAAGCAUGACCCUGGACCAGAAGGUGUUUUCGCCGGGUGAAUUCGUGUACAUCGAUAAUCCGGACAACAAAUCCAUCCCGAGCAUCAUGUACAUCGAGCGGCUGUGGACCGAUGGCGAUGGGGUAAAAAUGAUGUCCGGUAUCAUUUUUGUGCGUCCUUACGAAACCUACCAUCUAGCCACCCGGAAGUUCAUCGAAAAGGAGGUGUUCAAGAGUGAACUGCAUAAGGCGGUUCCAUUGUCCGACGUUCGGGGCAAGUGCUUCGUGAUGUAUGUCAAGGAUUACUUCAAGAUGCGACCGGAAGGAUUUGCCGAGAACGACGUGUAUGUGUGUGAAUCUUCCUACGUGACCGCCCGGCGCGUUUUCAAGAAACUGAAGUUCUGGAACAAUACCAAGGGAACCGAACCGACUAAUUUGGUCCCCCGGGAGGUCCCACUUGAGGUCAAGCGAGUGAUGUCGGUGUUUAAGGAACGGGUGGAAAAGCACAAGGAAGAACUGUCGGAGCUGCAGAUGCAGGAAGCGAUGGUCGAGAAGGAGAAACCGAACGUUUCGAUCUAUGUCAAUGGGGCCGAGGAGGGUAGCGUCUACUACGAGCAGUACAACACAGUCUGCGGCGGGCUGGUCAAAACGGGAGACUUUGUGUACGUGGCCACCGAAGCCGGGAAACAAUCCAUUGCUCAGAUUCAGUCGAUUUGGGAGACCAAAGAUGGAAAAUCCUUUUUCCGAGGUCCCUGGUUGUUGACACCGCCGGAAGUUCCAGGCACCAUUAGCCGUCUGUUCUAUCGGCAGGAAGUUCUGCUCUCAAGUGUCCACGAAACAACUCCAACGGUAGCCAUCGUAGGACGUUGCGCCGUUCAGGAAUACCACGAGUACAUAACCAGACGUCCAACGGAAAUCACCGAAUCCGACGUCUAUCUGUGUGAGUCGAUUUUCGACGAGAUGAAGAAACAAAUUCGCAAGGUUGGCACCGGUGGACUGAAAAAGUUCAGCCACUCCCAGAUGGUGACCGUGGACGAAACCUACCACUUCCGGCGACCGAUUAACCCGCCCAAGGUCACCUGUGGCGAGAUCGCUGCGAUUCAGGAAAAUCGACCCUACAUUGCGGCCGAUCUGGAGUGUAAGGACGAGUUCGGCAUCAUCGACGACUCCAUCGACGGGCCACCUUCGAUCGGAUCCGACGUAGUAGCUACGGCUUCACCCGUUCCGCCGAGCGUCGUCGGCACCCCGCAGACGGCCACCAAGAAGGACAAGAAGGGCGGCAAAAAGCUGGUCACCGGUUACAUCCUGUACUCGUGCGAGCACCGCAAGAGUAUCUCGGCCAACAAUCCGGAAUCAACGUUUGGGGAAAUUUCCCGGCUGGUGGGCAACGAGUGGCGCAACCUUCCUGACUCGGAGAAAGCUUCCUGGGAACAGCGAGCAACAAAGAUCAACGAAGAGAAUACGGCCAAGCUGGAAGCGGCCGGGGAAAUUUGCCCGAGCCCACUGGGGAAGGAUGGACCGUUUGUGCAGGAGAUCUUAAACAAUUAUGUCUACGAAUGUUGUUGGGAGAAAUGUGACUUCCAGUUUGAAGAUCCUUUCGAUUGUAUGGAGCACACCAUUACGGAUGUUACCGGGUGUGUGUACAAAUAUUUUAUCAAAAACGAAGAUCAAGAAUUCUUCUGCAUAUGGCGUGGUUGUGCUCGGGUCCGGCGAAAUAUGCCUCCUUUCCCAACCAUGCCCCGGCUUAUCAAACACAUCCGGGAGGUUCAUUUGACCAAAGCUAUUCCAAAAUUGGUGGUAUCUGCCGAUCGCAGCAAAAACUGUGUUACAGCUAAACGGCAAUCGGUUACCCAGCCGCAUCCUUCGACCGCUGCUGGCAAGGCUCAGAACGUGGUACCGGUUGGAAAGUCCAGUCCCGGAGUGAGUCAAAUGAGCAGUGCCAGUGGAUCGAGCACCCCAUUGCCGCCGAAUCAACAACCGAUGCAGGGGCAGCAGCAACAGCAGAUUCCUGGCGGAGGACAGCCGGCCGCCACUAGCGCUAACAAUCAGUCAAGUAAUUACAUACCAGCGUCGUAUUAUAAUUUCAUUCCAGCUCCCCCCGCGGAACCACUUUUCGUAACGGUUCCACCGCGUCCGCAACGGGUCCUACACUCGGAGGCCUACAUCCGGUACAUCGAGGGACUGCAGCAAGGAUCUCAGUACAUUUCCCCAUGGCAGAAGACCCUGACGGCCAACAGGGAAACGGUUCCCAACCAGGACCCCAGUCGGCUGCCUGUUCACUGGCUAGGCAAGAAGGGCCAGGAAAAACCGGAAGCCGUUGUCGAUGCCCUGUGGCAGAUGCGCGGUUUCCUCAUGAAAGAGGUGAUCCAAUUUGAUCGUUUUUGAAUCUCUGAAAAAGGAUUUUUCUUUGGUAAAUGGUAAUGAGUAAGUAUUUGAGACAAUUUUGACUGUCUUCUUUCUGGAAGAUUAAAAAACGAUCUUUAGAGUUGAACGUACACAUGUAUAUCUCCAAGAAACGAGAUACUUAUUUGAUUUUUAUUGUAAUAAUCUACGAUGUCUAUUAUACAAAUACAAACAUAUAUGAAUUUU
This is a messenger RNA of Uranotaenia lowii, 5414 nucleotides long. It is a transcript of the gene polybromo, whose product is annotated as protein polybromo-1. The transcript is spliced from 13 exons. Gene Ontology annotation, cellular component: RSC-type complex. The coding region runs from base 147 to 5210 and encodes 1687 amino acids. Gene Ontology annotation, biological process: chromatin remodeling. Lineage: Eukaryota; Metazoa; Arthropoda; Insecta; Diptera; Culicidae. The record is from RefSeq and is a predicted model, not a curated record. Gene Ontology annotation, molecular function: chromatin binding; protein binding.